Messenger RNA from Gadus macrocephalus (Pacific cod), 2875 nucleotides. Its product is annotated as atrial natriuretic peptide receptor 1-like. Gene Ontology annotation, molecular function: peptide receptor activity; guanylate cyclase activity. The transcript is spliced from 7 exons. Bases 1 to 924 code for a protein of 307 amino acids. NCBI's taxonomy places the organism in Eukaryota, Metazoa, Chordata, Actinopteri, Gadiformes, Gadidae. Gene Ontology annotation, biological process: intracellular signal transduction; cGMP biosynthetic process; receptor guanylyl cyclase signaling pathway. The record is from RefSeq and is a predicted model, not a curated record.
AUGACCUCCUGGGAGCUCUCCAGGACACACUCCCAGUUCCACCACUCUCCAGGACACACUCCCAGUUCCACCACUCUCCAGGACACAGUCCCAGCUCCACCACUCUCCAGGACACACUCCCAGUUCCACCACUCUCCAGGACACACUCCCAGUUCCACCACUCUCCAGGACACACUCCCAGUUCCACCACUCUCCAGGACACACUCCCAGUUCCACCACUCUCCAGGACACACUCCCAGUUCCACCACUCUCCAGGACUACCACGAGGAGAAACACAAGGCCGAGGCCCUACUGUACCAGAUACUACCACAUUCUGUGGCGGAGCAGCUGAAGCGCGGGGAGACGGUCCAGGCGGAGGCCUUCGACUCGGUCACCAUUUACUUCAGCGACAUCGUGGGCUUCACCGCCAUCUCUGCUGAGAGCACGCCCAUGGAGGUGGUGACGCUCCUGAAUGACCUGUACACCUGCUUCGACGCCAUCAUCGACAACUUCGACGUUUACAAGGUGGAGACCAUCGGCGACGCCUACAUGGUGGUGUCGGGGCUGCCCAUGCGGAACGGGAAGCUCCACGCGCGGGAGAUCGCCCGCAUGGCGCUGGCGCUGCUGGACGCCGUCAGCUCCUUCCGCAGCCGCCACCGGCCCGAGCAGCAGAUCCAGCUCCGCGUCGGGGUCCACACCGGUCCAGUGUGUGCGGGGGUUGUGGGUCUGAAGAUGCCACGUUACUGUCUGUUUGGAGACACCGUGAAUACCUCGUCACGCAUGGAGUCAAACGGAGAGCCCCUGAAGAUCCACGUGUCCUCGGCCACCAGAGAGGUGCUGCAGGACUUCAGCAGCUUCCAGCUGGAGCUCCGCGGGGACAUCAGCGUCAAGGGCAAGGGCAGCAUGACCACCUAUUGGCUGCUGGGAGAGAGUGACAGCCAAUAGGACGCCAGCGCGAGAACCCCGGGACGAGAGAGCCCCGGGCGCAGAGGGAACGUGAGGGGAGAGAGAGAGAGUCCUGGUGGAGGGGGCAGGAGUGGGGGGGGGCUCCUAGCUGCUCCCCAUCCAGACUGGUUUUCGUAGGGUCACGACCCGGGGGUCGUGACCCUACGACCUUUCAGUGGCGCGACCCCGCAACCUGCAGAGGCCUGAGGGGUUCUGAGGUCGGAGGGGGGGUCGUCCCGUGGGUCGCUCCGUCAGCGUUCGCAGAGGGCUGGGAAACCCUGGCGUCAUACUCGGACGGCUCCAUCCAAGACACAAACAAAGAAUUCCCCGAGCUUCAGCGCUCCACGGUGAACGCUCGCCAGCUCCACCCCCCACUCGAUUCUUUCUUCGUACCCUCGUUCUCCGGCCGUGUGAAACCGAGCGUCCUGAUACCUGAUACCUGUGUACUGCGCUGCGUGUGAAGGGCGUGGCUCCGACCAGCCCCCCUGUGGAGCCCGGUUCUGAGAGGGGCCCCAGAGGGUUGGUGUCCGGCGGAUCAACGGCUCGUUGCCCCCGGGGGGGAACGCUCUGCGCCGCGCUCGUCCUCUGCCCCCCUUCUGGACGCACUGGGACCCCCCGGAUGGUGCGGUCGUCACGGAGACAGCGUGCAUCAUAACGUUGUUGUAUUACAGUUCGUCGCCCCAAAUCGCUCACACAUCCUCCUCGCCUUCCCGUAGUCCCUGGUAGGGCCGGAAAGGGGGUGCCCCCCGCCUCGUCCGGGCUGUAGCGGGGCGUGGCUAGCUGGGUGGCACAACCAAUAGAAGCAGGCUUAGAUGUAGGGAAAAGGAACACCCUUCAGGGGUAGGAACCCACCCAUCCCGGCUCCAACACCCGGCUCCUCCUCGCUGAGUUUCGAGGUGUCCCUGAGCAAGACAGCUCCCCCUCUCUGCUCCUGACGAGCUGGCUGUCGCCCUGCGUGGUUGACUCGGCCGUCAGUGUGCGCAUGUGUGUAUGAAAGGAUGUAAGUCGCUUUGGAUAAAAGAGUCAGCAAAAUCCCCUAAAAGAAAAAGGAAAUGUAUCCAACUCCUGAAGUCCUCCGUAGGUGGCUGGGAUGAGUGACCUCAUGACGUUGUGGGGAUCUUGACAAACCUCCAGGUGCUCUGUCGAGGGCGUGUAUAGGUGGUCUAUGUAGUCAGUCUAUGCAUCGUAACCUGUAGACAGACAUUCACUCACUGGACUGAUGACUAAUGAGGGAUAAAGGUUCAACCAUUUAAACCGGUGGUGGAAUGAUAUCAUUAACUAUUUUUUUCAAAGGCAUCCCUCAUCAUCAUCAUCAUCAUCAUCAUCAUCAUCAUCAUCAUCAUCAACAGAACCCCCCCCCCCCCCCUCGUCUGGAUCAAGGUUCGACCCAGCAGCUACCUCCGUUGACGCUACGCUAGGUGAAACGCUACGCUAAUUGUUGAUAGUCUUACCGAGGCACGGAGCGGAUAGGAGCCAUCGCCGGUCACCUGCGGCGUGGGGCGGUGGGCUCUAGCGCGGCGAUCAGCGGACGGUUCCUGUGGCGUGGGGCGGUGGGCUCUUGCGCGGCGAUCAGCGGACGGUUCCUGUGGCGUGGGGCGGUGGGCUCUAGCGCGGCGAUCAGCGGACGGUUCCUGUGGCGUGGGGCGGUGGGCUCUAGCGCGGCGAUCAGAGGACGGUUCCUGUGGCGUGGGACGGUGGGCUCUAGCGCGGCGAUCAGCGGACGGUUCCGCCGUGUGUUCGCUAGAGGAAGGGUCCGGCCGAAGGUUUUGCUCCCUAGUUUUAGUCAUGUGGUAGAAAAACUCUAAAUAUACGAGUGGGUCGAGUGUCGUGGUGCGUUCUGAGGUGCGUAGGCAGAGGGAGGCCCUCGACGCCCCUGGGGCCGUCGUGACGUCCUGUGUUUUGUACUGCUGUGUCAUCUCUCCUCUUUUUGAAAUAAAACUCAUCAACACCA